AUGUAUCUCGUUAUCCCUCCAGAUAAGGGGCGUCAGUGGAGAGCGCGACUUCAUUUGGAAGGGGAAGAAGCCGCAUGGCAUCGCGAUAACCAAGCGGCAAUAGCCAUAUUAGAAAAAGGAGUACAAAACCAGAGCUUCAAAAGUUAUCGCAGCAGAUCUAGUUCCUUUGUGAUCAUAUUUCGCUGGAAGCGGGACUUUUCUGAUUGA
Cooperia oncophora is the source of this 207-nucleotide messenger RNA. NCBI's taxonomy places the organism in Eukaryota, Metazoa, Nematoda, Chromadorea, Rhabditida, Trichostrongylidae. The record is from the annotation of a GenBank genome assembly.